UGGCCAUGCAGCUAACAGGCGCCUGCCGCCUACGCGGCUCGAGCUCGCCCUGACCAUGCACGCAUGUCGUUGCCCUGUAUAGGACAAUCUCCGAAUCUGCCUCACCCUUCAAAAGCACAGCGAUCGAACGCAUUGCUUCGAGAAGACACUGCCGCAAUACAACAUAUCGACAUCUGAUCUUGGAUCUAUUGAGGCGUUCGGCGUUCUGCAUCAUUCAGAUAUAAUCCGACCUGCAGCCUCUUUUGUCACUCCUCAUUAACCGAGCUACAUUGUCUACCUCGCCACUUUCAUCCUCUAUUACAUCUAAGUCUUUGUGUAUCGAAUUCUUAUUACUCCCCUUUCCCAUCAUCACCUUUUCAUUAUGUUGGGGUACGCGGACCACCCGACGCCUCCUUUCAACUCACCCUACCAACACCAUACAUCAAGACCAACACUACUUGAAUCACCGUAUCCCUCACCGAAUCGAAUUGAGCCCGGAUCGAAAUUCCCAGAUAGUCUUGGACUCUACAAUUACCAGCAACCACUGCCAGUGUGCCUACCCCCAUCGCCGCCUCAAUCCUCUCCUGCCUGGGUUGGCCAUCUUUCUAGUGGAACUUCUUCAGUCUCACUUGAAGCCAUCGCAGAUCCUUGGACGUCAGGAGCUUUCGAACACCCAGUCUCUCAAUCGCCUCAGCCUUGGAGCUCUGCUCAUACAUCACCCCGCUCUUCGCUGUCAUCUUCGACUCGAGACAUGUCUGUCUUUUCCCACGACGAUUCAGAGAGUUCCUACUCUGGAAUGAGGAUUGGAAGUACAAGUUGGGCUACAGAUGCACGAUACAACUCAGAAGGAUCAUCUCAAAUGAACAACAUGCAAUUCUCGCAGCAGCACCCGCUUACUGCUAUGAUCAGUCGAAUGGAUACGGGUGCAUACCAAUAUAGCAGCGCGUACACACCUGCAUCGAUGACCAGUCUCGAGCCAACGCCUGCUCUCAGUUAUAGAUUCCAUGACUAUGAGCGAACACCUUCAGAGAAGAGCGUCAAAAUUCCACGCAGUAAAUCUCGCUCCAAGUACAUCACCACAAGCGUGCCACGAGAACGAUCACGCAAUCCAAGGCAUACAGACCCCGCAAAAGCCACGUUUCGUUGUGAGACAUGUCCUAAUAAGGGUUUCGCAAGGAGAUACAACUUCACUCAACAUAUGUUGACCCAUCAACCCUACCGAAAGAAGGACCACGUCUGCCCAGACCCCAGCUGCUCAAAGGCAUUCACACGGAAAACGGAUUUGGUGCGACAUAACUUGAGUGUUCACGUCCAAUCCAAAGAAUUCAAAUGUUUGAAUUGUCCUAAGGAUUUCUCGCGCAAGGACACACUCCGCAGGCAUGAAGAAGAUGGAUGUACACGCCGCUUUCAGGUGCAAGUCGAAGACCCUGUAAUGCUUGCACGCCUUCGAAGCGACGCAUAUUCAGCCAACGGAGGACUUUAGACAUAGGCCUACAGAUCAUAUGUACAAAAGGAAGCUAUUGAAACACGGAAAUGGUAACGGAUGGGAGUGGUAUUUGAUUUUCUUGUAGCAUUGUAGCGUGGGCAUUGGUUUUGAUAUUUGGGUAACAGUGAGUAUACCCUUGGCGUUAUCAGCUCGAUACCUGGAUGCGAUAGAUGGGCUUCGCAACGACAUUUGGGAGGCUGUUUGAAUCUCUUGAGCUG
Messenger RNA from Dothidotthia symphoricarpi CBS 119687, 1683 nucleotides. RefSeq lists its product as uncharacterized. Lineage: Eukaryota; Fungi; Ascomycota; Dothideomycetes; Pleosporales; Dothidotthiaceae. The coding region runs from base 362 to 1462 and encodes 366 amino acids. The transcript has 2 exons. Gene Ontology annotation, biological process: regulation of transcription by RNA polymerase II. Gene Ontology annotation, cellular component: nucleus. Gene Ontology annotation, molecular function: RNA polymerase II cis-regulatory region sequence-specific DNA binding; DNA-binding transcription factor activity, RNA polymerase II-specific. The record is from RefSeq and is a predicted model, not a curated record.